UGGCGCUAAAACUCCAGCGUCCUAGCCUGGAGAAGGCUGAUUUCAUUGGUGGGGCAGUCAGUGAAAGGAAAACAUUGAUUUAUGCAGGAGUCUGACCUGCCCUAUUUAAAGCAAUACACACUUCCUGUGGGUGCCAUUUUGCCAUCAGUUAAGCUGAGCAUUUAUGCACACAGGUACGUGGGGGGUAUCAGCUGAGUUUUCUUGUAUUCUAAGACCAGUGGCUGAUUACUUUUUUAUCUAUUCUCUUAACCAGUUUUUCCAAUGGAACCUGGUAUGACGGGGAAAGCCUCUCACCCUAAAGGGAAAAGCCUUCCUGCCACAGAUGUAAGAAAAGACAAGUCUCCAGAGAAAACGAUUUCUGCAGAGAAACAACAGGAACCUGGGUCCUCUGUUUCACAAGAAAAUCAAUGGGAAUCCUUAGCCUCGGUGAUAAAACAGGCAGUUAUUCAGGGAUUCCAGGAGGUGUCAGGCACUAAGAAAAGACCAAGACACCAGCAUGGAAGACAGGGGGAGUCUUUUUCAGAUGUAUCUGAGGGAGAUCUGUCAUUUGACUCGGACGUCCUCUCUCAGGCAGGAUCAGAGGAGGGCGAGAUUGAUUCGGAAGAGGAAUCAACAUUUGAUUUAGCGGUGAUUGACCCGUUAAUAAGAGCAGUCAGACAGACUCUAACUUUUCCAACAGAAAUGACAAAGUUGUCAUCAGCGGAUAAACUCUUUCCAUCAUCAAAAAAGAAAUCCGCAUGCUUUCCUGUACAUUCGUCUAUCAAGGAGAUAAUUGCGUCAGAAUGGAAGAAGACUGAGAAAAGGGCUCAGACAACAGGGAAAUUCAACAAGAAGUAUCCUUUUGACGAACAGGAUUCAAAAACCUGGGAUUCACCACCUAAAGUGGAUGCGGCUGUGGUGAGGCUGGCUAAGAAGACAACACUUCCAGUAGAUGAUGCGGCAGUCUUCAGGGAGCCAAUGGAGAAGAAGAUAGAGUUCAAUCUAAGGAAAGCUUUUGGGUCCGCAGGGGCAGCCUGUAAACCAGCUGUUGCUCUGACUUCAGUGUCUAGAGCUUUGGAAGGUGUGGUUGUCAGAACUUGGAGAAGCGAUAUCUUCUAAUGUAAAGAGACCAAAGCUUUUAGAGAUGUUGACAGAUUGUAAAAUGGCAACAGAAUUCAUAUCCGAAGCUUCGAUAGACCUAGUGCAUUUCUCGGCAAGAUCUAUGGCACUGUCGGUGGCAGCCAGAAGGGCUUUAUGGCUGAAGACGUGGGCAGCGGAUACAGUUUCUAAAACUAAUCUGUGUCAAUUGCCUUUUGAAGGUGAGAUGUUAUUUGGAGAGAAGCUCGACGCAAUUAUUAAAAAGGUCUCAGGUGGAAAAAGCGUGUUCUGCCACAAGAGAGUCAGGCAAAAAGACCACGCUUUGAGACGAACUACAACAAACCGAAGGAUAAGUCAUUCAGGACGUCUAAACAGUACAAGCCUGGUAGAGAGUAUUCCAGGCAAUCUUCUUGGAGAUCAGGACGUCCAAGUUCCAGAGGGGCAGCGAAAAAAACCGGGAUUUUUUUUCCUCAGCCCCAUCUACUUCCGGUCGACAAUGAAGGUGGCA
Molecule: messenger RNA, 1585 nt
Organism: Xenopus laevis (African clawed frog)
Lineage: Eukaryota; Metazoa; Chordata; Amphibia; Anura; Pipidae
Exons: 2
Coding region: 262-1098 (278 amino acids)
Source: RefSeq, a predicted model, not a curated record